UUAACCGAUAAGUAUGAUAUUCAGAUUACAAUUGUAUAAACUUCAGCACUGCCUCAAAUUCUUAAAGAACUUAAUUCUACUUUCGUGGUUAUAGCUUCGCACAAAUACAGUCGAAAAUCUCAUUUGCUCGAUACUUGCUGUGCACUAAAACAUUGUUUUAUAAGCAUUUAUACAUCAAAGUCAUGAGUAAACAUCUAGAAACAAGUUUCAGGCCAUAAAUUAAUCUCAGAAAAAUGUCUGUGCCGUCAAUUAAAAUGUCAAGUGGAUUCAGCAUCCCAAUCAUUGGUCUUGGAACCUGGAAGUCUCCACAAGGUCAAGUUGAACAAGCUGUCAAAGAUGCCAUUGACGCUGGCUAUCGUCACAUCGAUUGUGCUUUUGUUUAUGGAAAUGAAAAUGAAGUUGGUGAUGGAAUUGCAGCCAAAAUAGCCGAAGGUGUCGUCAAACGCGAAGACCUCUUCAUCACAUCUAAAUUAUGGAACAUAUUCCAUGACCCAAAAGAUGUCAAAGGUGCUGUUGAGAAGUCAUUGAAGCUCCUCAAGGUUGACUAUUUGGAUUUGUACUUGAUUCAUUGGCCAAUGGGAUAUGCAAAUUUAGAUAAUGGAGCAAAUUUGUUCCCAAAGAAUGAGAAGGAGGAGUGGAUCUUCUCGGAUGUUGAUAUUGUGGACACAUGGAAGGGAAUGGAGGAGCUUGUUGAUGCUGGAUUGGUUAAAUCAAUUGGAUUGUCGAAUUUUAAUUCAAAGCAAAUUGAGAGAGUCAUGGCAACUGCUAGAAUCCAACCAGCAAUGCUGCAAAUUGAAUGCCAUCCAUAUCUUAACCAAAAGAGACUGAUUGAAUUUUGUAGAAGUAAGAAUAUUGCUGUGACUGCUUAUUCUCCACUAGGUUCAAAUGACCGACCAUGGGCAAAACCAGAAGAUCCUCAACUCAUGGACGAACCAAAGAUCGUCAAAAUAGCUGAAAAAUAUGGAAAAACUCCAGCGCAGAUUCUCAUUCGUUAUCAAGCUCAGCGCGGUGUUGCAGUCAUUCCAAAAUCAGUCACUAAGUCAAGAAUCAUCAGCAACUUUGAUGUCUUUAAUUUUGAAUUGAGUGAUGAAGAUGUCGAGUUAAUUGACAGCAUUGACUGCAAUGGAAGAUUAUGUGUAUUAGGAUGGGUCAAUCAUCAUCCAUUCUACCCAUUUGCUGAGGAGUUCUAAGCUGUUUAUGGAGACCAUUUGCCAACCGUGGUGGACCACCUUGAACCAGAUUUUAGACAUUUAGAACCAAAUUGUUCGAACAACAUUAAUCUCUAUAUUUAAUGAACUAAUAAAGUUUAUAACAAG
Messenger RNA from Chironomus riparius, 1316 nucleotides. The record is from the annotation of a GenBank genome assembly. NCBI's taxonomy places the organism in Eukaryota, Metazoa, Arthropoda, Insecta, Diptera, Chironomidae.